AUGAACAGAUCCAGGUCCAGCGGGGAUAAGAAAGUUGCCCAGCCUCCAGUCAGCAGGAUAACUCGCAGCUCCGGCUCCCAGGACCGGCACCCGGACCCCGCAGAGUCUCAGGACCCGGGACAGAGCCUGUAUGGGAAACAACGGAGGAGGAAUACGGACUCUGCUCUGGCCCAAGACCUCGGCCCAAUCAGUGUGAACGUGGAGAACAUCUUACCAACAAGUAAAGAAAAGAAGUCCAGAACCAGCAGUGAUCCUGUCCCUGCUGGCCAGUCCUCUGGGUCUGUCUCUCGGAGCGGCCUCUCCUCUGUGGCUCGGCUCGUGAAGCUCGGCCGCUGUAAGAACGUGGUGGUGGUGGCUGGAGCGGGGAUCAGCACGUCCAGCGGCAUCCCCGACUUCAGGACUCCAGGAACGGGUCUCUAUGCCAACUUGGAGAAGUUCAACGUCCCUUACCCAGAAGCCAUUUUCAACAUCGACUACUUCUCCAACGACCCGCAGCCUUUCUUCUCGUUGGCCAAGGCUCUGUACCCCGGCGGUCACCGGCCCAACUACGUACACUACUUCAUCCGUAUGCUCCAUCACAAGGGCCUGCUGCGUCGAGUGUACACGCAGAACAUCGACGGGCUGGAGAAACUUUGCGGUAUCCCAGAGGACAAGCUGGUCGAGGCCCAUGGGAGUUUCUCCACAGCUUCCUGUCACCUCUGCUACACUCCAUAUCCUGCUGAGGAGGCUAAAAGCGCUAUAAUGAACGACAACAUCCCCAAGUGCUCAUUCUGCACCGCCACUGUCAAACCAGAUGUUGUGUUUUUCGGAGAGGACCUCCCUCAGAAGUAUUUCCUCCACACUGAAGACUUCCCCAAAGCGGACCUGCUCAUUGUUAUGGGCACGUCUCUGCAGAUCGAGCCGUUUGCCAGCCUGGUGAAUACGGUGCGCUCCACGGUGCCACGCCUCCUCCUGAACCGGCACGCUGUGGGCCCCUUUGAGAGGGUCCCCCUGCGGAGAGGAGACCACAUGGAACUGGGUGAUCUGGCUGAAACCGUUCGAAGGUUUGCUGAACUUCUGGAAUGGAACGAUGAAAUAGAAGAGCUAAUGAAGAGGCAGGAAGUGAUGAGCAUCCCUACACUGGUAACCAGCCCGUCGUCUCUGACAUUUUGUCCGAACGCUGCAGCAUCAUCAGAACCUGAAACAUCCAGGUCUGAACCGCAGGAUCAGAGAGGAGCCGGCAGCGGUGGCGAGGAUACAGACUCUGAGACGGACUGCAAAAGCUCCGCAUCAUCCAACGCAAGCAAAUAA
Nematolebias whitei (Rio pearlfish) is the source of this 1290-nucleotide messenger RNA. RefSeq lists its product as uncharacterized. Lineage: Eukaryota; Metazoa; Chordata; Actinopteri; Cyprinodontiformes; Rivulidae. Bases 1 to 1290 code for a protein of 429 amino acids. The record is from RefSeq and is a predicted model, not a curated record. Gene Ontology annotation, molecular function: NAD+ binding. The transcript is spliced from 8 exons.